Molecule: messenger RNA, 930 nt
Organism: Desarmillaria tabescens
Lineage: Eukaryota; Fungi; Basidiomycota; Agaricomycetes; Agaricales; Physalacriaceae
Exons: 7
Coding region: 1-930 (309 amino acids)
Source: RefSeq, a predicted model, not a curated record
AUGAACUUUUUGCAAGAGAUUAUUAACCAGGCAAAAUGGACCGAACAGCAGACAAGAUACGAGGUUCUAGCGUUGAAAAAAGAUAAACAAGAUCUCAUGAAGCGAUUGGCUGCAAUGGAGAAGAAAACGGCGGGCCUAUCAAAACAAAUCGACACUUUCCGAGUCCAAGCGAAGGUCCUUGUGGCGCAAGCUCAUCAGCGCCGACUCGAAAUCGUGUCUGUGGCCUUCGGAGAAGCAUCUUUCGUUGAAGAAUCCUUCGUGCCGCCUCGUGUCGUGUUCAACGAACUUGCAGAAAUAAUUCCUACCCUCCCUUCUGAAUUCGCAGAGUCUUAUAUUCUUUCUCCCAUGCCCCCUCGAUCUAUGCCUCUGCACAUCCCCAAGGUAGCUCAGGCAGGGUAUCGGUUUCACCCUCUCGUUAUGUUACCCAAAGGAACACCCGUAGAAUUGGUCGUGGAGGCAGAAUCUCAUGAGCUCAGUGCACCCUUCAACGGUGAGGAAAUGAAGCUAUCUCAAUGGAUCGAAUUAGAUGCUCGGACUAAAAAAGCCUACUGCGUCACCAUCAGUCAGAUUCUGAAGGAACAAAACGAUCAACAAGUCUCCUUGCAAUGUGUUGGAUACGACUUGGCGUUGCAAGACGCUUUCAUCAAAGCGUCGUCUCCGCUUCGUAACCAAUCAUCGCCUAUAGAGCACGAUUCUCCCUCAACGGUUUCGAAUCUUUCUUCGAAGAACAUUGGGCUGUCCGCGAGAAGUACCGUGAUACCAAAGCAUUGCAGCCUGCACGCUCCUGUACCAUCUGGGACCGUCGGCCCGUUCACGUCAAGGUGGGGUGUCAAUCCAGAUAACGCUGGACGAAGCCGUCCCACAGGGCGUCUUUCCCAGAAAAAGCGCUGCCGUCUGGAUGAUGAGGCGAGUGCGACGAAGAGGACGUGA